AUGACCGCGGAAGCUUCGACUCGCGAGCUCGAGGCUCUGGUUGAGUCCUUGGAAGAGCAAGUAGCAGCUUUACAAGACGAGAAGAAGGAACUAGUGGAGGCUGCAGAGACGUUAACGGCUCAGAACCGCUCUGCCAGUAUCCAGGAGCAGCAACAGCAAGCAGCGCAGCAAGAAGAGGUCGCUGCGUUACAGAGCCAACUGGCGAGUGUACGUAGCGACUUUGAGCGGUACCGUGUGCGCUCACACACUGCGUUGAAGAAGAUGGAGAAGCGAGCAGAACUGCUGAAUGGAAUGCGCAAGGAGAACGAGGCCUUGUUGAAGCAAGUUCGAGAGAGCGACGAGCAGCGAGAGCUAGCAGAAGCUGCGCGUCAAGACAGCGAGGCUCGGCUGGAGGAGGUGCAGCGGACACAGGAGAUGAUGCAGGCGGACUUUGACCACUUGGCGAUGGAGAAAGCGCACGUUAUCGCCGAGUUGGAGGAGGAAACGCAGCGGUUAGUGUCGGAGCAAGAGCAGACGGAAGCGCAAAUUGCGGAGUUCACUCUUAAGAUCCAGGAGCUGGAGAGGGAGAAGCAGCAGAUCGAGGAGGAGAGUGAGCGCGUCAAGGAGGCAGAGCAGACGGCGUUCCAAGCGCGUCUUAGCACUGCCACAGCUGCAGUGCAGACGGCCAAACAAGACCUGCAGAAGGUGCACGAGGCGUUGGAAGCGAGUAAAGCGGAAAACGACAAGCGCCAGAGCCGGAUCGAGUCGCUGGAGCGGAAGCUGACGGAGCAAUCCCAGACGCAGACGACCAGCGCGCGUGAUGUUCCCCCCGUCCCCGUGCCACAGCUCGCGCUACCUACAGCUGGACUCGAGAAGGAGUUGGCGACGUUGAGAGCAUCCGAGACGACACUGAGGAAGCAGCUCGAUGACGCCGGUGCAGAGCUGAUUGGGCUGCAAGAGCGCUUUGCCACGACCAAAGCAGCCAACGCGGAGAAGGUCUUUGCGCUGGAGGAAGAGAGCAACCAUUGGAAGAUGGAACUGGCCGCUGCAACGGAAGAAAUUCGUUACGACGUUCGUCGACUUCCAACCGAGUUACAAGACGCCAACACGGAGAUCUCGUUGCUGUCGAGAGCUCUGGAUGCCUGUCGGGAAGAGCUACAAGCUGCACGUGACCAAAUCGAUAUCCUUGCCCCGUCGUCCGAGCCAGAGAGCGGUGAGGAUUCAACUGCAGCCUCCAAGACCUCAGCAGUGCUACUAGCCAAGGAUGAAGCGCUGAAGAAGCUGCGAGUGCAGGUUCUGGAGCUGCAGGAAGAGCUGCAGACACUUGGAGAGGAGAAGAAAGCGCUGGAACUUGAGGCCGAGAAAGACGAACUCGAUGAACUGCAAGCGACACGCAAACACUUGCAGUCCGAGAAGGAGCGAGCGAUGCAGCUGCAAAGACGACAAACGCUGGUGUCCAGCUUCGAGAAGCAAGUGGCGAGCAUCGUGGACGAGCUGCAGAAGCGACUGGAGGAGCAUUCAAGCGCCUUCCGUGACGUCUGUGACUUCCGAGACGACCAUCGUGCUGUUCUGUUUUCUACCGACGAUACUGGAGCAAGUCCGAAGGAGGAAGUGGAGUUCGACGAGUGUCUGGUGAUGCGAAGUGGCGUGGUGAUCAAGGCAGGCGCGAGCUUCCAGCUGCCAGUGAUCUGUGAGAAGAGCGGGUGGCGCGUGGUCUGGAGCUUCUCCGUGAAGGAGGACGCUGCUGAUGUCUCGUUCAAGCUGACAGAAACGUCCAGUGGAGCGGAGGUCGUGUCGCCCGAGCGGAUGAACGAGAUGUCGGGCGUGUUCCACGUGCGACAGGACAACGCGACGUUGGUGUUUGAGUGGGAUAACGCCUUCUCGUGGCUGAAUGAGAAGACAUUGGACUACCACGUUUCUAUCCAGGAGCCUCUGACUCCACAGGCGAAGGAGGUUCGACGUAGCGAGCGAGAACUGCAACGUAGGGCGAAGCUGCUGGAAGAAGGACUGGCUCGGAUCCAGACUGAGGCGCAGCGUCGCUCAGAGCUGUCGGCCACGCUGCAGCGACUCAGCGAAUGGGAAGCUAAGAAGGAGAAGCACUUGGCGGAGCUUGGAGCUCGCAAGGCCGAGGUGAUGGAGCACAAGACGCGCUUCCAAGAAGAGAUGGAUGCCCAGAAAGCGGCCUUUGCAGCCAUGUUGAGGGAGCAGGACGAGCUGGAGGAUGUGGAGCGGAGUAUUACUCGGGCGUGGGGGGCUGCGAUGGCUGAGCGAGAAGACGUCGAGAUGACGUUGCAGCUGGCUGGGAAUGGGGCGCAGCUGGAGACCAGCUGGAGAAUCCCAAGUCUGUAG
Molecule: messenger RNA, 2328 nt
Organism: Phytophthora infestans T30-4
Lineage: Eukaryota; Oomycota; Peronosporomycetes; Peronosporales; Peronosporaceae
Product: myosin-like protein
Exons: 3
Coding region: 1-2328 (775 amino acids)
Source: RefSeq, a predicted model, not a curated record